Messenger RNA from Corylus avellana, 645 nucleotides. The record is from RefSeq and is a predicted model, not a curated record. NCBI's taxonomy places the organism in Eukaryota, Viridiplantae, Streptophyta, Magnoliopsida, Fagales, Betulaceae.
AUGAGGCGUAAUACUGUAGUACAUGGGGGUGACUUCCUCUCUCCAACUCAAGUAUUUACGAAGGCAGUAGCUAGUUUGGAAGAUUUCCAGAGGAUAAACGCACAGCCUGGAGGGAUAAGCAGUGGAUUACAACAAGUUCACUCGACCAUUUGGCAGCCACCACCGAUGGAUAUGGUCAAAGUGAACUGGGAUGCUGCCAUAGAUCAAAGAAAUUCUUGUGUUGGGCUCGGAAUUCUUGCAAGGGACGCAACUGGGCAGUUUAUGGUGGCCUGUGGGAUCAAGCAGAGGAUAGUGGUGGACCCGACAGUGGCUGAAGCAAUUGCAGCCCUUCAUGCCGUGAUUUUUGCUAAGGAGCUAGGUUUUGAAAGAGUAAUUUUUGAGGGAGAUUCUCUAACGGUUAUGAAGGCAAUUAACUCCAUUGGACUGUGCGAGAGCAGCUAUGGCCAUUUUGUGGAAGAUGUGAAAACUUAUUCGAGUGAUUUUGCUAUGUCUAGCUUUGUUCAUGUUCCUAGGGGAGCAAAUUCUGCUGCCCAUACCUUAGCAAAAGAAGCUUGUACCCAUGUCACUGAGAAAUUCUGGUGGCAUUGCAUUCCACCAUGCAUUGGUGGUAUUAUUAGGAAGGAGGAGACAUCCCUCUAUUCCUGA